Molecule: messenger RNA, 414 nt
Organism: Spea bombifrons (plains spadefoot toad)
Lineage: Eukaryota; Metazoa; Chordata; Amphibia; Anura; Pelobatidae
Gene: RPL29
Product: ribosomal protein L29
Exons: 4
Coding region: 27-314 (95 amino acids)
Biological process (GO): cytoplasmic translation
Cellular component (GO): ribosome; cytosolic large ribosomal subunit
Molecular function (GO): structural constituent of ribosome
Source: RefSeq, a predicted model, not a curated record
AGCAGUCAGUUCUAGGUGGGAAGUGUAUGCGGCGCACUAAAGCGAGUAACAUCCCGGCGUGCUUUGGGAGGCUUCUUUCUCUUCCGGUUUGUGAAUCUCGCUGUAGGAGAAGCGGAUUGAUCAUGGCAAAGUCCAAGAAUCACACCACUCACAACCAAUCUCGUAAAUGGCACAGAAAUGGCAUCAAGAAGCCCAGAUCCCAGAGAUAUGAAUCUCUUAAGGGGGUUGACCCUAAGUUUCUGAGGAACAUGCGCUUUGCCAAGAAACACAACAAGAGAGGACUGAAAAAGAUCCAAGCAAACAACUCCAAAUGAUCAUCUUUUGUAUAUAUUUGUUGGGACUCUAACAUCACAAUUUUUACUGUUCUGUGCCCAUAAGUGUCACUUAAGUGAAAUAAAACAGUUGAAAAGCGAA